AGGACGUGAUAAUGCAAGAGAAUCGACUGUAUUUGGUGUUUGAGUUCUUGUCGAUGGAUCUGAAGAAGUAUUUGGACUCAUUUCCCAACAAUAAACUCAUGGAUGAAAGUCUAGUAAAAAGCUAUUUCUAUCAAAUAUUGGACGCAAUAGUGUUCUGUCAUUCGCGACGUGUUAUCCAUCGGGACUUAAAGCCACAGAAUCUAUUGCUCGACUCCAAAGGUGUCAUAAAACUGGCCGACUUUGGUUUGGCCCGAGCUUUCGGUAUACCUGUGCGCGUCUACACCCAUGAAGUGGUCACUCUUUGGUAUCGGGCGCCCGAAGUCUUAUUGGGUGGUCAGCGGUACUCAACACCGGUUGAUAUCUGGAGUAUUGGCUGCAUAUUCGCAGAGAUGGCCAACAAAAACCCCUUAUUUCACGGCGACUCUGAAAUCGAUCAGUUGUUCAGAAUAUUUCGGUACAGAAUUUGCAAUUUUUUAACUCUGGGCACUCCCGAUGAGGAAUGUUGGCCGGGAGUGACACAAAUGCCAGACUAUAAGCAGUCGUUCCCACUUUGGAAGAAAAACAUUAUCGGAACUCUGGGCACUCCCGAUGAGGAAUGUUGGCCGGGAGUGACACAAAUGCCAGACUAUAAGCAGUCGUUCCCACUUUGGAAGAAAAACAUUAUCGGGUCUCUAAUGCCGAACACACAACAGCCGGGAAUAGAGUUACUUCAGAGUAUGUUGAUAUACGACCCGCACAAACGUAUAUCAGCCAAAGCGGCUCUAAAGCACCCAUAUUUCGACGACUUAGAUAAGGCUUCACUUCCGGCCGCCGCCUUGUCUUCAGGCAAUUAAGACUAUUAUGUAAAUAGAGUUUUAAGAUUAUUAAUAAUCAGUAUUAUUACAACUUUCCAUAAAAGCCAUCCAUUGAAAGCCAAAUAUUAUUUGUGUUCAAGAAUUUAAUGACUUUUUCCUAACAUAUCUUAAGCACUACUUAAAAGUCAUUUAAUGGUUUAUUUAAAGCAUUAUUUUUCUAUUAAAAUAUAAUUAGUAUUAAAAUGUGGUCAAC
Molecule: messenger RNA, 1047 nt
Organism: Medioppia subpectinata
Lineage: Eukaryota; Metazoa; Arthropoda; Arachnida; Sarcoptiformes; Oppiidae
Source: the annotation of a GenBank genome assembly